AGAAGAGAAUGGUAUCUCUUCAUCGACAGUUCAAACACUUGGUCUCAGUUAGAGACUUUAGCUUUUUUUGUUGUAUUUUUUAAAGAGGCGUCGAAGUAUCUACACAAGUUGAGUCUUUUCAGCAUCAUUUUGGAAUGGCGUCGAUAUCAGCCUUUGGUUACCUCCCUCCGUCUCCGACUCAAUCCACAGGAGCUUCUUCCACCAACAGAUGCAGGACGACCGUGUCUGCUCGGUUACCCGACCGAACAACAGAUGACUUGUCUCCUCUUCGCUCUUCUGGUGGGAGUUGUGGAGAGUUUGAUCGAAGAAGAUUGUUGGUUUCUUCGGUUGGUUUGUUGAUUGGAGCAUUGACAUUCAGUGGAGAGAUUGCAGAAGCUUCCCAGUUCGCUGACAUGCCAGCGAUUAGGGGAAAAGAUUACGGAAAAACGAAGAUGAAGUAUCCUGAUUAUACAGAAACACCUUCUGGUCUUCAGUACAAGGAUUUGCGAGUAGGAACUGGGCCUAUACCAAAGAAGGGAGAAAGAGUUGUGGUUGACUGGGAUGGUUACACAAUUGGUUACUAUGGCCGCAUAUUUGAAGCACGCAAUAAAACCAAAGGGGGUUCUUUUGAGGGUGAUGAGAAGGAAUUUUUCAAGUUUACCUUGGGAUCUAAUGAGGUGAUACCUGCUUUUGAGGAGGCCGUUUCUGGGAUGGCUCUUGGUGGUAUCAGAAGGUUGGUUGUACCUCCAGAGCUAGGAUACCCAGAGAAUGACUACAACAAGAGUGCGCCGAGACCGACAACUUUCUCUGGACAACGUGCAUUAGAUUUUGUACUCAAGAACCAAGGGCUCAUAGACAAGACACUUCUCUUUGAUGUUGAACUCCUCAAAAUUGUACCAAAUUGAUAUAACUCGGACCAUCUACACCUACUUUGACGUAUAUAUAUUGUCUUGUGUAUACUUCAACAGCACAAUUGUUUACACUGAACUCAGUUUAUACAUCAUAUAAUGUUAAGUUCUCA
Messenger RNA from Brassica napus (rape), 1000 nucleotides. RefSeq names its product peptidyl-prolyl cis-trans isomerase FKBP19, chloroplastic. The coding region runs from base 135 to 884 and encodes 249 amino acids. Gene Ontology annotation, cellular component: thylakoid; chloroplast. NCBI's taxonomy places the organism in Eukaryota, Viridiplantae, Streptophyta, Magnoliopsida, Brassicales, Brassicaceae. The record is from RefSeq and is a predicted model, not a curated record. Gene Ontology annotation, molecular function: peptidyl-prolyl cis-trans isomerase activity. The transcript has 10 exons.